UCCGUACAGAGGCUUUGCCUGUCUGUUCUGUCCACACAGAGACACAGUCAUUUCAUGUUUUAGUGAGCCUUUGAUAAAUUAAAGAUGGUUCUUGGUUCUUCUCGGAAGGAUGACAUGGAAGUAGUUUUCUACAAGAGUGGAGACAAUGACUACGACACAGAGAAAACAGAUGCUGCUGCCAUGAGGCACCCAACAGCACACUACAAAGGAGGAGCCACUGCAUGGAGCAGGUGUUACAGAGUGAUUGCAGUGUGUGUGGUGCUGCUGUGUGUUGCUGUUACGGUGCUGGGGAUCAAAUACAACAACCUGAAGACAGAGAAAGACCAAUUACAGACCAGUUACAACAAUCUGACUAUAAAGACAAAACAGCUACAGACCAGUUACAACAAUCUGACUAUAGAGAAAAACCAGUUACAGACCAGUUACAACAACCUGACUAUAGAGAAAGAUAAGUUACAGUCCAGCUACAAUGCCCUGACUGUAGAAAGUGACAAGUUACAGACCAGCUACAACAACCUGUCUGUACAGGGAGACCAGUUAAGGUCCAAGUGCUCCCUGAGUAGAGAUAGACACCAGACAGUAUGGGAGAGAGUUGGAUACCAGAGGCCAUUUAGUAGAUUGUUUAGAGGAGGGAGGUGUUUCAACUCCAGCUCCAGUCUGUAUUUCAUGUCUCUUGGACGCAAGACCUGGAAUGACAGCAGACAGUAUUGCAGAGACAAUGGGGCAGACCUGGUGAUCAUAAACAGCAAAGAGGAACAGGAGUUCAUUGGUAAAAAGCUGGGAAUGUCUGAUUUUUGGAUUGGUCUGAGUGAAAGACGUAUAGACGGACAGUGGAAAUGGGUGGACGGUACACCACUGACCACUGCGUUCUGGGAUGAAGGAGAACCGAAUGAUGACAAAAGAGAUGAGGACUGCGUUGAGAUUUAUAGUCAUUUUAAAGGAAAUGGCUGGAACGACAAUAGCUGCUCUUUUGAACAACACUGGAUCUGUGAGCAAAGUCUUACAGUCAUGUAAAUAAAUCAUUUUAUAGUGAAAAGCGAUUAUACAAGUUGAGUCAAACGUAUACAGUAUUAAAGGGAAAUAAUGUAUCAGUGUUUUGUUAUUUUGUCAGAGUGAACUCAGUAAUCAGACAGUGACCCAAAGUGCACAGAGGCUGUUCAUGUCUUUUACUGUAACUCAUUACAGCUGUGUAGAUCUGUGAUGAUGAAAGCAGUAGCAUUGAGAUGGUUGUACUGUAGGUAAGAGUCCAUCUCAGUGUCUCUGUGUUAAAUCAGCAGAAGCCUGAGCUCAAGGUAUACUUCGAAACGAGUCACUGAUGGAGUGGAGAUUUUGUUACUGAGAAAGGACAUGCAUUUUCAUUUACUGUAUUAGUGGUUACAUAAUGGCUCUUAAACACUUUAUUUCCUGUUAUCACUCACAUUAUAGCUUUGAAUGAACAGUAAUUUCCUCAAGAGUUUUUUUUUUCCAUGCAGCUUAUCAUGUUAUUGAGAAACCAUAACACAGAAACACUCUAUUAAAUAAAAUGUUCUGUUAUGAAGAAAAUAUGAAAUAAAUGUCCUGUACACCUUAA
This is a messenger RNA of Clarias gariepinus (North African catfish), 1570 nucleotides long. RefSeq names its product CD209 antigen-like protein E. The transcript has 5 exons. The record is from RefSeq and is a predicted model, not a curated record. NCBI's taxonomy places the organism in Eukaryota, Metazoa, Chordata, Actinopteri, Siluriformes, Clariidae. The coding region runs from base 85 to 1014 and encodes 309 amino acids.